GUCUGUAUUUCAGGUUCUAACGCCCCUGUCAAGGUCGUCCUGGUGGUCGGAGGGUCAUUUGGCUUUAUAAUCUGCAUGGCGUACCUUGGCUUUUUCAUCUUCUGUCUCUACAGAAAGAAGAAAGGAGAAAACGAUUUGAUAAACACACCAAUUAUUUGUGACAGCAGUGCUACAGGAGGCCGCGACAAUGGCGGCUACGAAGACGUGUUCGUGCAUGCCGAUAUCUCUGAGGAAAGGGGAGAUAAUCAACUCAGAUCAGGAUCAAGGGGAAGCAACUCUCGUCGUCAACAUGACGACGCAAGACACGUGGACUGGACUGGUCACAACGAUGCUGCAUUCCAAGCAGAUGAACGAAAUGAAAGGGAAGAUACACUUCAUGACGACAUAACUAUGCUUAUUCAUGCAACUAACCGAAAAGAGGAACCAUAUCUCCCUGAUGGAAAUAAAUCUCGCCCAGAUCCCCGUGGUGCUGGACGCGAAGAUGGGAAACUAGGUGGCCAGGAAAUGAACCGAGCAAGAGGACGCAAAACUAGGGCUGAUUGGCCUUGGCCUGGCAAGCAUGCUGCACGUGACGACCGCGGUUAUCAUGAUGCAGGUAGCCAUGGUGAUGCACGAGAUGCAUACCCUCAAGGCCAAACUAACGGAAGGGAGAAGAACCCAUCUCGGAUGGACCUAGAAGUCGAAUUAAACGAUACUGAGCCUGUGAUACGGGGAGGUAAACUGAUUCUCCGACAGAUCAGCAGGGAAGAGGACAUCAUAUGAUGACUGCAUAGAAGAUGUAUGUGAUACCGAUUUAAGUGUGAAGGCAUUCUAUAAUGUUUUAUUGAACCAGGAAACAGAUAUGGCCGAGGCCAUCCACCGAGAUCAGUAUCAGUUUCUUGGGUCAAUAAAACUUGAAAAAUGUCACCAAACAGUUAGACAGUAGUGAUUAGAGAUGCUGCUUCACAACUAGCUCUGCUUUACGCUACCACUGAUUGUCUUAAUACAUUGCAUCUAAUUGCUGCACAACGGGGUGGGUCUCAGGUACCGUGUAUCAAAGGUCAAUGUAAUAAAAUCAAAAUCUAAAAUCUAAUACAGUCGACCGAGCUAGAGUUGAUAACCCACCCGUAACGUAACUCUAUCCUACCUACACUCUGACUCACAAGCCAUCUGUCCUCCUGUUACCAUACAGGAAGUCCUGACAUGACGCCAGACUGACAACCCAUUUCGUACCUACCAUUUCCUGACAUGACAACCCAUUUCGUACCUACCAUUUCCUGACAUGACAACCUAUUUCGUACCUACCAUAACCUGACAUGACAACCCAUUUCGUACCUACCAUUUCCUGACAUGACAACCCAUUUCGUACCUACCAUUUCCUGACAUGACAACCCAUUUCGUACCUACCAUUUCCUGACAUGACAACUCAUUUCGUACCUUCCAUUUCCUGACAUGACAACCCAUUUCGUAUUUUCCAUUUCCUGACAUGACAACCCAUUUCGUAAGUACGAUUUGCCUCACAUGACAACAUAUCAAUUACCAACAACCGUCUUACAUGACAACCCACCCGUUUGUUCAUAAUAAUUAUGUCAGGAAAUAUAGACUCUCAGUUCGGAUGUGUUUCGUUCUACUUGUAUAUCACGAAAUCAUUUAUUGUAUUUUGUUGAAAACUAUAAUUGUAAUUAUUCACUAAAUUAUCAGGCAAUAAAUU
Molecule: messenger RNA, 1690 nt
Organism: Haliotis rubra (blacklip abalone)
Lineage: Eukaryota; Metazoa; Mollusca; Gastropoda; Lepetellida; Haliotidae
Exons: 2
Coding region: 76-762 (228 amino acids)
Source: RefSeq, a predicted model, not a curated record